GACAGCAGAAAUCAAACGCAAGUACACCGGCGAGAGGAAAGAAAGGGACCCUGCCUUCACUUGGAUCCCAAGAAAGGAUUUGGGUCGCAUAUUUGAUAAAAUAGCUGUCCAGAGGUGCCCCUGGUGGCUCCCCUUGCUUACAGCCAAAGCCCCCCCCCCUUACCCCCUGCCCUGUCAAGAAGAGGCACCCCUCCCCUCCCCCCACCUUCCCUCCUCUCCCUCUUCCCUCCUCGUCCUUCUCUGCAGUAAGUGCCCUCCCCUCCCCCCUCCUCUGCCAAGCUGUCGGACAUGCCAGGACCCGUGCCGAGUCGGGCCCGCGUGUACACAGAUGUCAACACACACCGGCCCAGGGAGUACUGGGACUACGAGUCCCAUGUGGUGGAAUGGGGAAAUCAAGAUGACUUCCAGUUGGUGCGGAAGCUGGGACGCGGGAAGUACAGUGAAGUGUUUGAAGCAGUCAACAUCACCAACAACGAGAAGGUUGUGGUGAAAAUACUCAAGCCCGUAAAAAAGAAGAAAAUCAAGCGUGAAAUUAAGAUCCUGGAGAACCUCCGCGGAGGCCCUAACAUCAUCUCCCUCAUAGACAUCGUCAAAGACCCAGUGUCUCGGACACCCGCCUUGGUCUUUGAACAUGUCAACAACACUGACUUCAAGCAAUUGUACCAGACCCUAACAGACUAUGACAUCCGGUUCUACAUGUUUGAGAUCCUCAAGGCCCUGGACUACUGCCACAGCAUGGGAAUCAUGCACAGGGACGUGAAACCCCACAACGUGAUGAUUGAUCACGAACACCGCAAGCUGCGCCUUAUUGACUGGGGUCUGGCUGAGUUCUACCACCCAGGACAGGAGUACAAUGUCCGAGUGGCUUCUCGCUACUUCAAAGGACCCGAGCUUCUGGUUGACUAUCAGAUGUAUGACUACAGUCUGGACAUGUGGAGCUUGGGCUGCAUGUUGGCCAGCAUGAUCUUCAGGAAGGAGCCUUUCUUCCACGGCCACGACAACUACGACCAGUUGGUGAGAAUAGCCAAGGUGUUGGGAACGGAAGACCUGUAUGACUACAUCGACAAGUACAACAUUGAGCUGGAGCCUCGGUUCAAUGACAUUCUGGGAAGACACUCUCGUAAGCGGUGGGAGCGCUUCGUCCACAGUGAGAACCAGCACCUGGUCAGCCCCGAGGGCCUGGACUUCCUGGACAAGCUGCUGCGCUAUGACCAUCAGGCCCGGCUGACCGCCCGUGAGGCCAUGGAUCACCCUUACUACUAUCCCAUUGUGAAAGACCAGGGUCGCAUGCCGGGGUCGGCUAACCUGCCCAGCGGAAAUACAGCCACAAGCACAGCCAACAUGAUCACUGGUAUCUCUGCCUUGCCAGCUGCUACUGCCCUGGGCAACCUCACCGGCUCGCCCGUCCUCUCUGCUGCCACCAACGCCCUGAGCACCCCUGUGCCCGCUGCCGCUAGUGCCCCCCAGUGAUGGCAACCUAUGGCUGCCACUCAUGCAGGCACGCACCAACAUCUCUUACUCACUUAUUCACUCGGUCCGACUGCCCUUAGAUCCAGGAAUGCCAACCUCUGAAGGCUUUCUCGCCUGAACAAUGUUUAUUUGUUUCUCCUUUAAUGAACUUGAGUUAACCUGACAUGAAAUGAAUGUUCUGUGUAAUUGACACAUGCAGGUAUUUAUUUCAUCUUGAUGACUGGGGCUGUGUGUGGCUAUGUCCACAGUCCGAGAAUGAGUCACGAAUCCAAGGGUGAUGUGGGUUCCUCCCCCCAACACGUUUUUUUGUUGUACAUUACUGACAAGUAGUUAGUGGAAGAUAACAGGAAAGGCAUGGUAGCAUUCAGACCAAAAGGAGCAGUCUGCAGUUUACCAAUGCAACCUUGUCAAACGAGCGCUGGCGAGCACACCUUAAACAAUUCCCAGAUUUAGUCCAGUCUGCUACUCUAUACCACCAUUAUGAAAGACUUCCCCACAGUAUUUGGAAGUGUUUGGUGCUGUUCUGUGCUCCAGUCGUGUGUUGAAAAACUGAAGCUUCCUCACUCAACGUAUCCAAAUGACACUUCAACACUUCAGCCUGAAUAGUAUGUCUUGCCUUUCUACCGUACUGGAUACCUAGUUUUCUUUUUGAUGUAAGGGUUCCCUGACAGUUUUCCUUUUUUGUACUGAAAUGCUGUGGUAUGCUGGAUGGGUUUAAUUUACAGUGGCAAUGGUUUGAAUGCAGUAUUGUCAUUCGAUCCCUUCGAAAGCCAGGCAAAGCCAUCCGUUUGGUUAUUUUGAAAAGUUUAUCUCAAACUUGCUGCUGUCCAGUUCCUUGAAUUAAUUAAAGUCGUAAAAAACUGUUUCCUCAAUCGCUAGAAAAAGAGGAGAUUGACCAAACCUUUUUUGUUUUCUCUGGGAGAGUUAGAGUUAUAUGUGGAGAAAAUAUGGACGGUGUUAGGUGUAAGAUCACAACUGAAUAUGAAGGCACCGGAGUCCUGGUUAAGUUGGCUUGAAAUGUAUUUGUAUCCAUCUGCUGUUAGUACCUGAGAAAAGUGGUUUUCUUUUUGUAUUUAGUUUGUUUCGGGGCUAGGUUUCUUGGAUCGAUCACCAUGUAUUGAACUUGAAGGGGUUGAAUUUUCCCUGCGUUUUAGUGCCAGAAAUGGGAAUCCUGUGUUAGUAUAGACUCUGCUGUACAUAUGCAUACUUUUUUCAUUGGAGAUCUCAACAUAUGAAAAAUACAUGCAUACAUCGACAUAAUAAAGUUGAGUCCUUACAUCACUGUAUAUAUUUUUAUGUCCUUAUGUAGAAGACUAGUAUUUGAAAAUAUUUGUGUAAAUAAACACGUGUUUUAUUUAUCAAGUAAA
This is a messenger RNA of Coregonus clupeaformis (lake whitefish), 2837 nucleotides long. RefSeq names its product casein kinase II subunit alpha. The coding region runs from base 289 to 1470 and encodes 393 amino acids. The record is from RefSeq and is a predicted model, not a curated record. Gene Ontology annotation, cellular component: protein kinase CK2 complex; cytosol; nucleus. Lineage: Eukaryota; Metazoa; Chordata; Actinopteri; Salmoniformes; Salmonidae. The transcript is spliced from 13 exons. Gene Ontology annotation, molecular function: ATP binding; protein serine/threonine kinase activity. Gene Ontology annotation, biological process: protein phosphorylation.